AUGGUAUCCCUCAAGUGCCUCUCCGCCGUUGCCCUCCUCGCAAUCGCUUCAGCUCAGUCGACAAACAACACAACCCCAAUUCGCUACAUGCCCUUUGGCGACAGCAUAACGGAAAUAGUCUGCUGGCGAUCAAAACUGUGGCAGCGGUUCCGGACCACUGAGUGGGCAAACGUCAACUUCGUUGGCAGUGGCAAGACGGAGAACAACUGCCGCGACACGACCUAUGACCGCGACAAUGAAGGACACUCUGGUCACUAUGCCCAUAUACGAGAUGCGUUGGAGAAACAAACUGACUCGGUAAAUCGAACUUUAGGCUUCCUCGCCAUCGAUAUCGCGAAUAAGAAUCAGCUUGACGGAUGGCUGAAGACGAACCCCGCAGAUGUUAUCACCAUGCACCUGGGCACAAACGAUAUCGUGCAGCAGAAUAAAGCGGUGACGGACAUCAUCGCUGCGUUUACCAAACUCGUUGGCACUAUGCGGACGUCGAAUCCCAAGAUGAAGAUCAUCGUUGCCCAAAUCAUCCCCCUAGGCAUCGGGAACUACAACGGCAAGGUCCAGGAACUGAACCGCGCGAUCGUGCCCUGGGCGCAAGGUCUCAAUACGACGCAGAGCCCCAUCUGGGUUGUAGACCAGUAUACAGGGUUCAGUGGGAGCGCGGAUCUGAGGGACGGAGUACAUCCAAAUGAUAGCGGCGAUGUCAAAAUGGCGAACGUGUGGUAUCCUGCGGUUGUGAGGGCUUUUGAGGCUGCGAGAACCGACAGGGUUGUCAUUGGGAGGGAGUUUGCAGCAUAG
This is a messenger RNA of Alternaria arborescens, 792 nucleotides long. RefSeq lists its product as hypothetical. Bases 1 to 792 code for a protein of 263 amino acids. The transcript is spliced from 2 exons. NCBI's taxonomy places the organism in Eukaryota, Fungi, Ascomycota, Dothideomycetes, Pleosporales, Pleosporaceae. Gene Ontology annotation, molecular function: phosphatidylcholine lysophospholipase A1 activity. The record is from RefSeq and is a predicted model, not a curated record.